Molecule: messenger RNA, 1169 nt
Organism: Dipodomys ordii (Ord's kangaroo rat)
Lineage: Eukaryota; Metazoa; Chordata; Mammalia; Rodentia; Heteromyidae
Gene: Cdc123
Product: cell division cycle 123
Exons: 13
Coding region: 1-966 (321 amino acids)
Cellular component (GO): cytoplasm
Source: RefSeq, a predicted model, not a curated record
AUGAGAGGGUCCUACCAGCUCUCACUGUGUGUUAUUCUUCCACUUCCUCAGAAUGUGAAGGAUUAUUUACUCGAUGAUGGAACUCUGGUGGUUUCAGGAAGGGAAGAGCCACCAACACCUUCUCACCCGGACAGUGAUGAUGAGGCUGAAGAAAUACAGUGGUCUGAUGAUGAAAACACAGCCACACUUACGGCCCCCGAAUUUCCUGAGUUCACCACGAAAGUCCAGGAAGCCAUCAACUUGUUGGGAGGCAGUGUCUUUCCUAAGCUCAACUGGAGUGCCCCGAGGGAUGCCUACUGGAUAGCAAUGAACAGCUCCCUGAAGUGCAGAACCCUCAGUGACAUCUUUCUACUUUUCAAGAGCUCUGAUUUUAUCACUCGAGACUUUACGCAACCAUUUAUUCACUGUACUGAUGAUUCUCCAGAUCCUUGUAUGGAAUAUGAGCUUGUUCUCCGGAAAUGGUGUGAAUUAAUACCUGGGGCUGAGUUCCGAUGUUUUGUCAAAGAAAACAAGCUUAUUGGAAUUUCUCAGAGGGAUUAUACACAAUACUAUGAUCAUAUUUCUAAACAAAAGGAAGAAAUUUGCAGAUGCAUACAAGACUUUUUCAAGAAACACAUACAGUAUAAGUUCUUAGAUGAAGACUUUGUAUUUGACAUAUACAGAGACAGUAGGGGGAAGGUGUGGUUAAUUGACUUUAAUCCAUUUGGCGAAGUCACCGAUUCCUUGCUGUUUACUUGGGAAGAACUGGUGUCUGGGAGGAACUUAAAAGGAGAAGUUAGUGAAGCUGAUGCUCAGGAGCAGGAUUCUCCAGCUUUCCGCUGUACAGACAGUGAAGUCACAGUGCAACCUAGCCCCUAUCUGAGCUACGGCCUACCCAAGGACUUCGUAGACCUCUCCACUGGGGAAGACGCACACAAGCUGAUAGAUUUCCUUAAGCUGCAAAGAAAUCAGCAAGAGGAGGACUGAGUGCUAGUUGAAGCCUAAGCUAAGGAGGAAGUGUGGCUUCUUCAGGAUACUGGUUGUGGACACCAACUUCCUCCAGACUAAUGGGUGGGGCGGGCAGUGUGGGAGUCAGAGCUUUUUAUAUUUGUGGGAGGGGAGGGACUUUGCUAUCUGUAAUGGAGAUCUUAAGUGUAUAAAACCAUACUGUUCUAAUAAUAAAAUAACUU